Messenger RNA from Leptopilina heterotoma, 6028 nucleotides. Its product is annotated as pleckstrin homology-like domain family B member 1. The coding region runs from base 415 to 4389 and encodes 1324 amino acids. The transcript has 14 exons. Gene Ontology annotation, molecular function: protein binding. The record is from RefSeq and is a predicted model, not a curated record. Lineage: Eukaryota; Metazoa; Arthropoda; Insecta; Hymenoptera; Figitidae.
AAUGCGGACACACACGUAAAACUUGUACUAUAGCUCGCACUCCGUUGCCACGGCAUCGUGUUCAACGCCGCGCGAUACUUUUAUAUAUUCUCUCUUCAAAAAUAAUACAUUUGACGGAAAUCUGUUCCGUCAAUAUCAAAAAAUAAUAAUCCAAAUACAUCCAUUGUUUUCGAUAAAUGCGCAUUCGCGCGCGCAAUAUCGUGAACAUGAGUUUUCCCGCCUUUUCACCAGUUUUCUUUCAAAAAGUUUUCUGUGCCAUUUAAGAUUUCGUUAUACAUACGCAUGUAUAUUGUAAUAAACGAGUGCUUCUCUUCAUGGGAAUAUAGUUUUUUCUUCAUCUCAGGACGCCGGUUGGAUAUAUCCUGAUAUAUUGGAUUUCAAGUAUCGCUUUACGAAAAGAAAAAUUAAUACAAAAUGACUUCUGCGGACUUGCAAGUUCGCGAGGCUGGGCGAGCAUUGCGUGUGCAAACAGAGGCGCCUCAUCUCGUAAUGUGUGGCAGUGGAAGGCUCUCAACGUCAGUGACAUUACACCCUAUUCCAGAAGGCAGAAUUAUUAUUGGAUGCAAUCGAGAUGCUGAUAUAGCACUCACCGGUACCGGAGUCGAACCUAUUCAUUGCAUGAUCGAAAACAAUAACGGCGUUGUCACACUUCAUCCCAUAAAUGGGAACACAUCCAUCGAUGGAAUUCCAGUUACUUCUCCUGUUCGACUCAGCCAAGGUUGUAUGCUUUCAAUAGGAAGAUCAAAUUACAUGAGGUUUAAUCAUCCAGCCGAAGCGAAACAAUUAAGAUCCGUUCUGCCAAAUUCAAGAAUAUCAAUGGCGCCGAUUUCGUUCUCACUCUCCGAAACUUUGGAGAGUCAUUUGGAACGUAAGCCGCCAGUUCCUCCGCGUAAAUCACCACGGAAUUCAUGCUCGGACGAGGAAAUUGGUUUCCUGAGUAAAUUAACCAAAUUCGAAAUGUUAGCCAGACAAAAUGGAAACUGUGUCUCGCCAAAAGUGUUUCCAGCCGGUGGCCUCACGACAAACGUACCGGCCGAUCAAAUUCUCGGCCAUUCACGAUCCUCGAGUCUGGCUUCCCUAUCGAAGCACACAAUAAGUCCCCUGCAGAAUCUCACGAAUUUCGACCGAAGUCGUUCAAACACACCCUCCGAUUGUAAGAAACUGGAAAUUAUUCACACCAGUCGUUCAAACACACCCAAUCAAAACUAUCAAAUACCCUCACCAAAUCACAAUCACAUACAAAUAAUAUCCGCCGCCGAAAGCUAUUUAAAUGCCUACAAAGCAAAUCUCAAUUACAACAACAACGAAAAUCAAGAUCUCAUGACAAGAAGUUUGAUUUGUCAAGGAAGUGGCGAUCUCGAGAGACUGAGUAACGAAUUUGACAUGAGUCAAAGUCUCAUUGUCGCCAAAACAACCACCGAAUAUGUUCAAGUUGAAAAAUUCGGUUCAAAUCCAAAUCUCUAUAAUCGUGAUUGUAAUAAAUAUUUACAAGAAUUUGCCUUCAAUUCGAAAAAAGUUCAACCAAUGAGUCCGGCAUUUAAUCGAAAUCCAAGAUAUGAGUGUAAAAAAAAUUUUGGACGUGUGAAGAGUCCCACGCCAAGUACAGGAAGCGGAUGUUCUUUAGAGGAACUUAGGGAGAGGCAGGUUGAUGCAGAGAACAAGAGAAGAGAGGCUGAAAAUAGACGGAAGCAAGCUCAGGAAGAGAGAUUGAGAGAACAAGAGAUGGAGAAGCAAGAGAAACUUAGACUGGAGGAGAUUCUGGCAAUGUGUGCAGAAUACGAGAGACAGACCACUAUUGAUAAACCCAGACAACCUAACAGAAUAAUGACAAAUGGCUCUUUAACGAGGGACAAAAGAUCCGGUCACAAUUCACCAUUCGGGAGUCCAAAGAGCACUUCAAAAAUUCAGCCACACUUUGCAUUUGAGUCAUCAAAGGAAAACAAAUCAACGGCCUAUGAGAACAUAAAUGUUCAAAAUUCAAAGAUAACCUUUCAAAAUGGAGAGACGUCAAAUAACACUCAAAAUACCUCAAAUAUUGUUCACAAUGAAAACGAGAAUAAAUUUACUGUCAGAGAUUCUCAACCAACUACGCCAAACAAUAAUCAGACUGCGAAAUGGCCUAAUAUCUACAACAACGAACAAUCCAAUUAUUUUACGCCGUCUUCUCAUUUUGAGAGUCCAAGUUACGAAAAUAUUAAAAUCGAAAACGGUAUUCAUUCGAAGGAAGCACAAAUUUUUCACGAAAGAUCGAAAAGUGAAUCUCCAUCUAUAUAUGGUAAAGUAAACGGAAGAAAAUUGGACAGUCAAAAUUACGAAAAUUUUGCCCCACUAAAUGGAAAUCUCAGUAUUUACGAGAAUGUUGUAAUGCCACGAAACAACAUUCAAAUAAUGUCCAAUACUUUGCCGAGGAGAAAAAGUAUAAAGUCCAAUAAUUCCUGUGAGAUUAUCGAUAACAAAUUGUUAGUUUCCGAUGACGAUCUCUUGGAUGCAAUUGAACAGCUAAAAAUGUUGCCAAAGUGUAAUGACACAGUUCAAAACAUACCCAAGAGGAUCAACUUGGAAAAGGAUAAUGCCAAAUCGAAUGAAACCAAGUCUGAUAAAGAAAAUAAGGUACACGAGGAGGAGGAUCGAAAAAAGUAUAUGGACUUUCUGGAAAAUGAGAAGCGCCAUAUCCUCGGGAAUAUGGAGGUCUUCAAAAGAAGUAUAGCUGACAUAGAAAAUCAAGAGGAGGAAAUCAAUAGAGAGCUCGAACUGGAAAAAGCUCUUUUAUCAGCUGAAUACGAAUCGGAGUCUUUGAAGGUAACUCAGGAUGAAAGUGAAAAAAUAAAAAUUCAGAUGCGUAUAAAUGAAUUGGAAAGAGAAAUGGCGCAGGAUAGUUCCUCUCAAGCGAAUUUACAGGCGGAAGCAAGACAACGAGUUCAAAAUGCGCAACAUCUUUGCAAUGAAUUUGAAGAUGAACUUUCAAAUUGCAUAAAUGACGAGAUUCGAGAAGAGCUUACUGACAAAUUAAGCACUCAGCAGGAUAUUUUUGAGACCGAGAGAAAAGCUUUUGAGGAUUUAGAGUUCCAUCAUUUGGAAGAAGAAGCAAGUAAAUUGGCUACGAGGGAAGAAUUGCAAAGGUAUCUCAGUGAACUUUCAACGAGGAUAGAAAGUAGAAAAGUUCAACUUACACAUUUGGAAUCGCAAAAGUCUGAAAUUAAAAACUCAGCGACCAAAGAUACAAAAAAUUUAGAGAGACAAAAAUUGGGACACCUGAGAAGACUGGAGGAAGGUCGAAAUCGAUUACGAGCCAUUGAAGACGAACUGGAAAGUUUAGCAAGAAAUGCGCCAGAAUGUGAUGAAAAACGAUCGCCGAGUAGAGAAGACUUUGAUAGAAUAUCAAGAGUCACUACGGAUUCUCCAAUAGUCAACAAUCAGGGAAGUUUGGGAAGAAAAACAAUAGAGUCGUUAAAAGAAAUAGAGAGGAACCGCCAACUUCAUCUAGCAAAACAAGGAAGCCAAGUGAUUUCGGAGGAACGACGAAGGGUAGAGGAAUUGAAAAGAAGAGUUCAGGAUGAAGUGCGUUCACAAUGGGAAGAAAGAAAGAUGAAUUGCACUUCAUUCAAUAGUGUGGAAUCCGGAGAGGAAUCCAGUUACGGUCCUACCGAAAGUGGGAGCGGUAGUGACGGUGCGGAAGGAGCAACCAGUGAUAAAAUAUCGCCGAGUAAACUUUCAGAAUUUACCUCCCCAAGUCCUGGACCAUCGAAUAAUUCAUAUUCACUUCUUUCUACAGACAACAUGAGGGAUGAUAGAAGAAUUUCUUUAGAAAACGAACGCUACAGCACAACUAGUGUUGGCAUUCUGGAUGGAAAUGGAAGUCGACCUUUGUCACAAACUUCGAGUGAAAUGGAUACAUUAGGAACUUCGCAAACUAUCAAACACCGAGAAAAAGCUAAACUACAGAGACCACUCACAAGGUAUCUUCCGAUAAAAUCAGAAUCUCUGGAUUUGAGACUACAUAUCGAGACGGCAGGACAUCAACUACCACUAAUUCAUGAUGUGUCUGUUGAUAUAACAAGUUGCUGCGGAUAUUUAUCAAAAAUGAGCAAAAAAUUUCAUCAUUGGAAUAAGCGAUGGUUUGUUUUCGAUAGAAAGAGGAAAACACUGUCAUAUUAUAGUGACAACAAUGCUAAGAAACCUCGCGGAGUCAUUUAUUUCCAGUCUAUCGAGGAAGUCUACGUGGAUCAUAUGAAUUCGAUAAAAUCUCCACAACCAUCACUGACAUUUAUCAUCAAAACGACAACGCGACUUUAUCAUCUAAUGGCACCGAGUUCGGAAGCAAUGCGAGUUUGGGUCGAUGUAGUUUUCACCGGAGCUGAAGGUUACCACGAAUUCGAUCACGGAGUUUGAAAAAUAAAUCCAAUUUUUCUUGGAGUAAAAGUCAUGAGAGGCCGAAAGGCUUUUUGAAAAAAUUUCCUCCCAGUGUCGAGAUGACAUUUGAGGAUUUGUCGACUUUCUGAAUAAUUGUCAAAAAAUGCCAAUUAUCAAAAAUAUGACAACGCGCUUUAUCAGAAAGAAGAAAAGUAUGAUUAAUUCGCUUUGAUCGUAAAUUUGAUCAAACACUUCAGGUGUAAAAUAAACUCAAGUAGAGUAUAAAUUCGCUAAAUUUCUCAAAAAUUCGCUUCAAUUUCCAAAGGUGCUAAAUUAUUUAUAAAUAACUAUUUUUUUGGAUUAUUUAAAUUAAAAUUAAAUUAAAAUAAAUUGAAACUGAAUUGCAAUUGAAUUGAAAUUAAAUUGAAAUUGAAGUUUAAAUAAAUAAACUUUUAAAAAUAUUUUCUCUAAUGCGUAUAGAAAAAAUUGUUCUCAAUUUACUCUCUUUGCGCGGGAAUUAAAUUAUCCUCGCGAAUGAGUAUUUUAAAUAAAUUAAUGUACACGAUAAAACACUUUUUUUUAAACGUAAAACAAAAAAAAAUUACACUGCCAUUAGACAUAAAAAUGUCUAUACAGAUUUUAAAAUCUAGCAGUUAAAGUUAAUAUUUUUAGAUCGAUUUUAUCGGUUAUAUAAAAACAGGGCAUUAGCGAGAUUAUAUAUACAAGUAUUACUCGUCGAUACCUUAAAAAAAAUAUAUACAAGUCUGUUAGUAUAUAGAAAUAUUAAUCUAGUCUUCCAAUUUAGGAAAAAUGUAAAUGCAGAUUCGUAAUCUCGUUGAUGAGUCUUAACUUAUAAGGAAGACCGUCGACCUUUUUAUCGAGAACAAUAAUGCCAUUUUCGAGUUUUUCGGGGAAAAAAACAACUAAGCAUGUAAUGUACGAAAAUUUGUAAAUAUAUACAACUUCUCAUAAGCCUAGCUUAAUAUCUCAGAAGUGCUUACCCUUUUUACAGAUUUUUUUCUUCGAAUUGUAAAACAAAAAAAGUAUUUUUAUCAAAUAUAUAUUGUAGAAAAAGGAUAAUCGUUUUCUACUUAAAUUAGUGCCAAUCAGAAUAAGAGUAUUAGAAAAAGGAACUGAAAAGUUAAAAUAAAUAGGAAAGAAAUUAUGAAGAAUAAAAGGAGAGAAUUACAAAAUAAGUAUUGUAAAAAUUUAGAAUCUAGCGACGACGGUAAGCGUCAAAAAUAAAUUCCUUUCUGCGAUAGGAAAAUUAGUGUCAUUUUCAAUACUAAAAAAUAUUUUUUUGUCACUCAACAUCGACGCCAACUUCAGGGAACUAAAUUUAAUUUGUAGACUACAAAAUUUUAAUGUCCGUGAAAUAAGCGUCGACGCUCAGUGUCGAAUACUAUUUUUUGAAACUUUGAGAGACGAAAAUGUUACUAAUUUCCUAAAUUCACAUCUUUUAUUCACCUAAAUAGUUUUAAACUUUAACAGAGUAAUUUUUUAACCUAAAAACUUGGAAAAAAGUUUUCGAUUUCGUAAAAAAUCCUUUUCAACGCUUAGCGUCGACGCUAACUUCAACGACCUAAAUUAGUAUUUUAUGAUUCUAAUUGGCUCUAGAAAUUUGAUAUACGAUAUACGGCAUCAAAUAAUACCGUAGAAGGUAAAAUUGAUCGUCAAA